Molecule: messenger RNA, 1195 nt
Organism: Nanorana parkeri
Lineage: Eukaryota; Metazoa; Chordata; Amphibia; Anura; Dicroglossidae
Gene: ARR3
Product: arrestin 3
Exons: 16
Coding region: 7-1176 (389 amino acids)
Biological process (GO): signal transduction; G protein-coupled receptor internalization; visual perception
Molecular function (GO): G protein-coupled receptor binding
Source: RefSeq, a predicted model, not a curated record
GUCAAGAUGGCGGACGGAUCCAAAGUCUUCAAGAAAACCAGUCCCGAUGGCAAGUUAUCUAUUUAUCUGGCGAAACGCGACUUUGUGGACCAUGUGGAGUCUGUGGAGCCAGUAGAUGGAAUGAUUCUAAUUGAUCCGGAGUAUCAAAAGGAAAAGAAAGUGUUUGUGAUCCUCACCUGCGCUUUUCGCUAUGGGCGGGAUGACAUGGAGCUCAUUGGGCUCUGCUUCAGGAAGGACCUGUAUGUGCAGUCUUGUCAGGUGUACCCGCCUUUGCCGGCGGAUAAGAAGCCGCUGACCCCGCUCCAGGAGAAGCUGAAGGCCAAGCUGGGAGUCAAUUCCUUCCCGUUCUGCUUCACCAUGGUAAAGAACCUUCCGUGCUCGGUGACCCUGCAGCCUGGACCAGAGGAUUCUGGGAAGGCCUGUGGGGUGGAUUUCGAGGUGAAAGGUUUCUGGGGAAACGACGUGGAGGAAAAAGUUUCAAAAAAGAACGCAGCGCGCCUCAUCAUUAGAAAAGUCCAAUACGCCCCGGAAUCAACAGGACCGGGGCCACAUGCGGAAAUCACCCGUCAGUUCAUGAUGUCAGACCGACCUCUGCAGCUGGAGGCAUCACUAAACAAGGAGAUACAUUAUCAUGGGGAUCCCAUCACUGUGAAUGUGAAGAUCAACAACUCCACCAAUAAGAUUGUAAAAAAGAUCAAAAUCACAGUGGAACAGGUCACGGAUGUCGUGCUCUACUCGUUGGACAAGUACACCAAAAUAGUUUGCAGUGAUGAGAUGAAUGAUACCGUAGCGGCCAAUUCCGCAUUCACCCGAUCGUACCAGGUGACUCCCCUAUUGGCCAAUAAUACGGAGAAGCGCGGCCUGGCACUGGACGGCAAGCUAAAGCACGGUGACACCAACCUGGCGUCUUCCACAGUCCUGCGCCCGGGGAUGGAUAAGGAGGUGCUGGGGAUUCUGGUGUCUUACAAAGUUCGAGUCAAUCUGAUGGCGUCACGUGGCGGCAUUCUGGGAGACCUCAUAUCCAGUGAUGUGGCAGUGGAGCUGCCGCUUGUUCUGAUGCACCCCAAACCACCUGAAGGUACAACAAGCGCGGAGGACGUGGUGAUCGAGGAGUUCGCUCGCCAAAAGCUGCAGGGAGAGCAAGACGACGAAGAGGACAAGGAGGAGGAAAGAUGAUGGACUUCAAAACCAUUGC